AUUUCUUUGCAGUGUAGCUGUAACUGGAAUGUGCAGGUUAAUAAGGGAAAAGAUCAAAAUGGAAACAUCACAUGGCAAGAACUCCGUAAUAGCACACGCCAAAAGCGUACUUGGGUUGCACCUCCACUCAGUGUGAUAGAACAACAAGAUAACAGAUACAGGAAUCCUAUAGCAAAGGUUCAUUCUGACUUGGAGGUGAAGAAGGGAAAAAUAAUAUAUAGAAUUACAGGACAAGGUGUGGAUAAACCACCUUUCAAUGUGUUUAUUAUGGACCCUAAAACAGGAUACUUGAAUGUGACCAAUGCCAUUAUCGAUCGUGAACAAACACCUGUAUUAUAUAUUACAGCCCAUGCUGUGACCUUAAGUGGCCAAGAAGUAGAAUCACCCCUACAGUUGACUGUCAAAAUUCAAGAUAUUAAUGACAAUGCACCAAUAUUCUCCCAGAUGGUAUUUGCUGGUUCAGUGGAAGAGAGAUCCCAAGCAAACACACUGGUGAUGGUAAUCAAUGCCUUUGAUGCAGAUGAGCAAAACACUAUAAACUCUCAAAUCGCUUAUAAAAUUCUCUCUCAGAAUCCUUCGAAUCCGCCAAUGUUCAUUAUAAAUCAGUACUCUGGUGAAGUCUACACAAUAUCUAAUUUUAUCGACAGAGAGGCAUAUAGUAGUUACAGCCUUAUGGUUAGUGGCUCAGACUUGAAUGGCGCUGCUGGUGGACUUUCUGGGCAGUGUGGUUCUGACAUCACAAUCCUAGAUGUGAACGACAACUUUCCUGAACUUGAAUUUGAUUCGUACUCAGUAAACAUUAUGGAGAACAUGGUUGGUUUAACUGACUUGAGGAUGAAAGUCUUUGAUGCUGAUGAGAUGUACACAGAUAACUGGAAUGCAAUGUUUGAGAUUGUGUCUGGCAAUGAAGGAGGGUGGUUUGUAAUCGAUACAGAUUAUCAGACAAAUGAAGGAGUAUUGCGAGUUGUCAAGUCACUAGAUUAUGAAUCAAUGAAAAUGGCCAACCUCGCUAUAAUAGUGACCAACAGAGCUGCUUUUCAUUAUUCCGUGAUGUCUGAAUAUCAAGCAAAAAUGACUAACAUUAAUGUUCAAGUACAAAAUCAGAUAGAACCACCUGCAUUUGUUCCAAAUACUAUUCAAUUGAACAUCCCACCCAAUUUAAGCCCAGCCGAAUUACUGAACUAUGUGAUUGGAAAAGCUACAGCUAUAAAUCAAGAAACGGGACAGGCUGCCACAAAUGUUGUGUAUAUGUUGGACAAUACUUCAAGCAAAUAUUUUGUAAUUGACUCUACAACUGGUGAAAUCAAAAUGACUUAUGAGAUGACACGAGGGAAUGGCCCAGAAACUAUCAACGGAUCAUACAAUGGUAUAGUCUACGCUGAAACUGAAGAUGGACUUAUUCGAACAACUGCAACUGCCACAGUUAUAGCAAAUAUUAGUUCUCCAAACCCAAUUGUAACUGCAUCCUGCCCCGUGAUUACUAAAGAGCCCCGUGUAAUAUGUCUGGACUCCAAGAGAACAAUCAUUAAUGCAUAUCAAGAGCCAAGUAAUCCUCCCUUUAUGAUAACUAUGUUACCUGAUGCUGACUGGUACCUGGAACCACUUAAUGCUACAGCUGUGACCUUGGUUGGAAGACCAUCAGUGAGCCCUCGUAAUUAUAGCUUGGUAUUCAAUGUUGCGGACAGUAACAAUUUAUCCUGUCCAAAUCCAUUCCAAGUUACUAUACCAGCCUGUGAAUGCACUCCUUCUGGAUCUUGUGAUGCUUCAAAAACAGCAAGCAAAAGUGCUUCUCUCGGCCCAGCUGCGAUUGGUCUCAUGGUUUUAGGAUUUUUAGCGCUUUUGUUGGCUCUUCUUUUACUACCACUGUGUUUAUGUGGAGCCGCAGCUGGGCAAAAAUUUGUUCCAGUUGCUGCUGGUUAUGAAGGUGCAUGUCAUCAGUGGGGUACAGAAGGUGCAAAACCCGAGGAUGUGGAUAUGACGAGUAUGCUUAUAAGUUCACCUGGCGCGGGCUCAGAGGUUCACACAAUGAAUUAUGCAGGUCCGCUAAGAGAAGAAGCAAUGCUGACCCGAUCGGUAGAUGGUGGAAUCAGUGCAAUGGGUGAAGGCGGUAGAGGAGGUGCAGGUGGUGCUGGAAGAGCUAUUUCCACUACUGGCUUUGAGACAAACACCUAUGGAAACGGGGCAAUGAGAUAUACAGAUAGAGAAUUUAAUGAUUCAGUAAUGGGAACUCUGCCACCCUCAUAUAAAGAAGGCGGUACCUUAAAUAUGGCUUAUGUGGAAAACUACUUUGCUGAUAAAGCAGAAGCUUUUGCCAAUGAGGAUGAGGGCCGUCCAUCAAAUGACUGUCUUCUGAUCUACGAUAAUGAAGGAGUUGGAAGCCCAGCUGGAUCUGUGGGAUGCUGCAGUUUUAUUGCGGAUGACUUGGAUGAUGCCUUCUUGGAUACCUUGGGACCAAAAUUUAAAACACUAGCAGAAAUAUGUAUUGGUUCAGAGAUUGAUAUGCCUGGGGGUAAUCAGCCCAGAUCGUUUCCCAGUGUUCCAAUAAUCGAAACUGAUUUUGUAGUAGAUGAGCCUACUUUGAAUGUUCAUAGUAACCGGUCUGUACCAGUUAACAGUUCUGCCUUUGUUACUGAAAGCUCAUUUCCACCUACUAACUUCCAACCAGCUAUGUCUGUACCUGAACCAGUCAAUUCAGGUAAUGUGUUUGUAACUGAAACCUACACAACCACUGGGAGCCCCAUGAGAUCAGUUGUACGCUCUGUGGAGCCAAGUAUGCCUGCUAGUUAUCUGGUGACAGAAAGGGUGGUUGGCUCUACCUCCACCCCACGUGCAGUAUUUACUAAUGUCCCUAAUAGUUCCAAUGUCAUUGUAACAGAGAGGGUCCUCCGUCCAACAUCUGGUGUUCAUGAAUUUAUAGAAUUACCAAAUUUGCAAAGUCUACCUGAUUCAUCCAAUGUUGUGGUGACAGAACGUGUUGUAGAUUCUGGUACCGCAAGACAAUCCAAAGCAUUUACUUUCCCGGACAUGAGUGAUUCCCAGAAUGUUGUAGUCACUGAGAGAGUAAUACAGCCAUUAACAACUGAGAGGGUAUUACAACCAAUCUCCAAUGUUCAAGGGGGUUUAAGUAUUCGCCCCGACAUGGGUAGCUCUCAAAAUAUAUAUGUGACAGAAAAAACUGUACGGGCCGGCCCAGCUACAACAACCCAUAUGUUGAGUGCAGAACCUGUGCUGAUGCAAUCAGUAGGUUCCACAUCUCCUAGCUUAACCCGCAGCUCUGUUAGGACGUAUAGCACAGUCCAAUACACUAAAAAGUAGAUUUGUUUCUGCAAUAGUUCAAAUACCAUGUAAAUGAUUUCUCUAAAUUGUGCAGAAACCAAUGAAUAUGGGGGGGGGGCGGGAGGAGGGUAUUUAA
Molecule: messenger RNA, 3412 nt
Organism: Nanorana parkeri
Lineage: Eukaryota; Metazoa; Chordata; Amphibia; Anura; Dicroglossidae
Product: desmoglein-1-like
Exons: 15
Biological process (GO): homophilic cell-cell adhesion
Cellular component (GO): desmosome; plasma membrane
Molecular function (GO): calcium ion binding
Source: RefSeq, a predicted model, not a curated record